CUGCACGGCCUGGCCAGCGGCUAUUCCAUGACACCCCCAACCCUGAACAUCACAGAGGACACAUUUGUCAUCGACUCCAAGGACAGCCUGUCCAUCUUCUGCAGGGGUCAACACCCCCUGGAGUGGGCCUGGCCUGGAGCUCAGAAGGUGCCCGCCCAGGGGGAAAAGGAGGCUGAGAACUCAGAAGCUGUACAGGACUGCUCUGGGACAGAUGCCAGACCCUACUGCAAGCUGCUGCUGCUGCGGGAGGCUCAUGCCAACGACACGGGCGCUUACCUGUGUUAUUACAAGUACAUCAAGGCUCGCAUUGAGGGCACCACUGCUGCAGGCAUCUAUGUUUUCGUGCGAGAUCCAGAGCAGCCUUUCAUCAACAAGCCCAAUACGCUCCUGGUCAACAGGAAGGACUGGAUGUGGGUGCCCUGCCUGGUAUCUGUCCCCGGCCUCAACAUUACGCUGCGCUCGCAAAGCUCAGUGCUGCAGCCCGAUGGACAGGAGGUGGUGUGGGACGACAGGCGGGGCAUGCGGGUGCCCACUGCACUGCUGCGUGAUGCCCUCUAUCUGCAGUGUGAGACCACCAUUGGUGACCGCGCUUUCCUGUCCAACCCCUUCCUGGUGCACAUCACAGGCAACGAGCUCUAUGACAUCCAGCUGUUCCCCAAGAAGUCGAUGGAGCUGCUUGUCGGGGAGAAGCUGGUUCUGAACUGCACUGUCUGGGCAGAGUUUAACUCGGGGGUAACUUUCGAGUGGGACUAUCCAGGCAAGCAGGCCGAGAGGGGCUCUUGGGUGCCCGAGAGGCGCUCACAACAGACUCACACGGAGCUGUCCAGCAUUCUGACGGUGCACAACGUCAGCCAGCUCGACCUGGGCCCCUAUGUGUGCGAGGCAAGCAAUGGCAUGCAGCACUUCCGAGACAGCACCCAGGUCAUCGUGCAUGAAAAGCCCUUUAUCAGCGUCGAAUGGCUCAAGGGCCCCAUCCUGGAGGCCACGGCGGGAGAUGAGCUGGUGAAACUGUCCGUGAAGCUGGCUGCAUACCCGGCACCUGAGUUUCAAUGGUUCAAAGACAAAAAGGCCGUCUCUGGACGCCACAGCCCACACACGCUGGUGCUCAAGGAUGUGACAGAGGCCAGUGCAGGCACUUACACCCUGGCCCUAUGGAACACAGCAGCAGGCCUGCGCCGCAACAUCAGCCUGGAGCUGGUGGUCAACGUAUCCCCUCACAUCCACGAAAAGGAGGCCUCCUCACCAAGCAUCUACUCCCGCCAUAGUCGGCAGGCCCUCACCUGCACAGCCUACGGGGUGCCUGCCCCCCUCAAUGUCCAGUGGCACUGGCGUCCGUGGACACCCUGCAAGCUCUUCAGCCAGCGUAGACUCAGCAGGAGACAGCGGGAUGGGAUACCCCAAUGUGAGGAUUGGCAGGAUGUAACCACUCAGGAUGCUGUGAACCCCAUAGAGAGUCUGGACACCUGGAUGGAAUUUGUGGAAGGGAAGAAUAAGACGGUCAGCAAGCUGGUUGUUCAAGAUGCCAAUGUUUCAGCCAUGUACAAGUGUGUGGUCUCCAACAAAGUGGGCCAGGAUGAACGACUCAUCUACUUCUACGUGACCACCAUCCCUGACGGCUUCAGCAUCAAAUCAGAGCCGUCUGAUGAUCCCCUGGAAGGUCAGUCCGUGCGCCUGAGUUGCCAGGCCGACAGCUACACAUACGAAGACCUCCGCUGGUACCGCCUCAAUUUGUCCACACUGCACCACAAUGAGGACGAUGCCACCGCCCCGCCGGGCAACCCGCCGCUGCUGGAUUGCAAGAAUGUGCAUCUCUUUGCCACGCCACUGGCCGCCAGCCUGGAGGAGGCGACGGCCAGCGUGCGCCAUGCCACCCUCACCCUUACUAUCCCCCAUGUGGCGCCGGAGCACGAAGGCGACUACGUGUGCGAAGUGCGUGACCGGCGCAGCCACGACAAGCACUGCCACAAGAAGUACCUGUCGGUGCAGGCACUGGAAGCCCCCAGGCUCACACAGAACCUGACAGAUCUCCUGGUCAAUGUGAGUGACUCCCUGGAGAUGCGGUGCCCAGUAGCUGGGGCGCAUGUGCCCAACAUCGUGUGGUACAAGGAUGAGAGGCUGCUGGAGGAAGAGUCUGGAAUCGACCUGGCUGACUCCAACCAGAAGCUGAGCAUCCAGCGUGUGCGCGAAGAGGACGCAGGCCGCUACCUAUGCAGUGUGUGUAACCCCAAGGGCUGCGUCAACUCCUCGGCUACGCUGGCUGUCGAAGGCUCUGAGGAGAAAGUCAGCACCGAGAUCGUGAUCCUCGUGGGAACUGGGGUCAUCGCAGUCUUUUUCUGGGUCCUCCUUCUUCUCAUCAUCUGUAAUAUGCGGCGGCCAGCUCACGCAGACAUCAAGACAGGUUACCUGUCCAUCAUCAUGGACCCUGGAGAGGUGCCUUUGGAGGAGCAGUGCGAGUAUCUGUCUUACGAUGCCAGCCAGUGGGAGUUCCCUCGUGAGCGGCUGCACCUGGGCAGAGUCCUCGGCCACGGGGCUUUCGGGAAGGUGGUGGAGGCGUCCGCGUUUGGCAUCCACAAGGGCGGCAGCUGCGACACGGUGGCGGUGAAAAUGCUGAAAGAGGGUGCCACCGCCAGCGAGCACCGCGCCCUGAUGUCGGAGCUCAAGAUCCUCAUCCACAUCGGGAACCACCUCAACGUGGUCAACCUGCUGGGCGCUUGCACCAAGCCCAACGGGCCGCUCAUGGUGAUCGUGGAGUUCUGCAAGUAUGGCAACCUGUCCAACUUCCUGCGCGCCAAGCGGGAGGCCUUCAACCCUUACGCGGAGAAGUCACCAGAGCAGCAGAGGCGUAUUCGCACAAUGGUGGAGGGCGCUAAGGCUGAUCGGAGGAGGCCGCCAAGCAGCGACAGGGCCCUCUUGGCCAGGCUUCUGAUGGGCAAAGGCGGGAUGGGGCGACCCCCUUCCGAGCAUGAAGCUCAAGACCUGUGGUUCCGCCCCCUAACCAUGGAGGAUCUCCUCAGUUAUAGCUUUCAAGUUGCCCGAGGAAUGGAGUUUCUAGCUUCCCGAAAGUGUAUCCACAGGGACCUGGCUGCCCGUAACAUCUUGCUCUCAGAAAGCGAUGUGGUAAAAAUCUGUGACUUCGGCCUAGCAAGGGACAUCUACAAGGAUCCUGAUUACGUGCGCAAAGGAAGUGCCCGGCUUCCCCUGAAGUGGAUGGCACCUGAGAGCAUCUUUGACAAGGUUUAUACCACGCAGAGUGAUGUGUGGUCCUUUGGGGUGCUGCUCUGGGAGAUCUUCUCCCUGGGUGCCUCCCCAUACCCAGGGGUGCAGAUUAACGAGGAAUUCUGCCAGCGGCUGAAAGAAGGCACACGGAUGAGGACCCCAGAUCUGGCCACCCCUGCCAUACGUCACCUCAUGCUCAGUUGCUGGUCAGGGGACCCCAAGCACAGACCAUCCUUCUCCGAGCUUGUGGACAUCUUGGGGGACCUGCUUCAGGGCAAGGACCAGCAGGAUAACGAGCUCUCGGCCCCAAGUGGCUCUCAGAGCCUGGACUAUGAAGAUGACAGUGACAACUUCCUGCAGGCAUCUACCACAGCCCUGCACGUGGCCCAGGCUGAUCACAGCUACAGCUCCCCCAGCCAGCACCGACACAGCCUGGCUGCCAGAUACUACAAUUGUGUGUCCUUCCCUGGGUGCCUGUUGCGGGGUCCUCAGACCCAAGAGCCAACCAGGAUGAAAACAUUUGAAGAAUUUCCCAUGACCCCGACCACCUACAAAGCUUUGGCGGACAACCAGACAGACAGCGGCAUGGUGCUAGCCUCGGAGGAGUUUGAGCAAUUGGAGAGCCGACACAGACAAGAAAGUGGGCUCAGCUGUAAAGGAGCCUCCAACCAGAAUGGAGAUGAGGAUGAGGGUAGGCAGCGGCGGCAAUCGGAGCAGGGCAGCCACGCUGUCCAGGUGUUUUACAACUGCGAGUUCCCAGAACUGCCGGACCCUGGUGCCGAGGGGGGCUGCAUGUCCCCCCUUUAGCCCUUCACCACCAGAAGUGGCUUCUGAUGAUCGCCCUGGUAUGGGGCUCCCCAGACCCUGAGCUCUGCAUUCUCCCCUCACCCCCAGUGGUGGAGGCAGUGGCCUACUGGAAGUGGUUUCUCUUCCUCAUUCUUCCUCUCUAUCCAGGAAGAGGUGUCCCUAGGCUCCCCCAGGCUCUCCAAUAUCUAGCAUACCUGCCGGGGGCUCUGUGAGGUGGGUUCUCCCCUUCUACCUGCGUUUCUCCUUCAAGGGGACCCCAAGCUCAGCAC
Suncus etruscus (white-toothed pygmy shrew) is the source of this 4292-nucleotide messenger RNA. RefSeq names its product fms related receptor tyrosine kinase 4 (gene FLT4). The coding region runs from base 28 to 4023 and encodes 1331 amino acids. NCBI's taxonomy places the organism in Eukaryota, Metazoa, Chordata, Mammalia, Eulipotyphla, Soricidae. Gene Ontology annotation, biological process: multicellular organism development; positive regulation of kinase activity; cell surface receptor protein tyrosine kinase signaling pathway. The record is from RefSeq and is a predicted model, not a curated record. The transcript is spliced from 30 exons. Gene Ontology annotation, molecular function: ATP binding; transmembrane receptor protein tyrosine kinase activity. Gene Ontology annotation, cellular component: signaling receptor complex.